Insectozyma verbasci is the source of this 930-nucleotide messenger RNA. Lineage: Eukaryota; Fungi; Ascomycota; Pichiomycetes; Serinales; Debaryomycetaceae. The record is from the annotation of a GenBank genome assembly.
AUGAAUUCAGUUGAUAAUCAAAAUGAAAUUGAAAUUGGUGCUGCUGCUGAUGCUGCUGCUGAUGCUGAUGCUGAUAUCGAUGUUGAUUUACCUCCAACACCAUUACAUCCUGCUCCUAAUGAAGAAAUAAAUAAUCAACUACCCCAGGGUAAAUUACAAUCAUCAAACAUAGAUUUAAAUCCUGAUUUAUAUGAUGAAGAAGAAGAGAAAACACCAGAUAACGAUAAGAUAGAGACAGACAAUUCUAAUAUACUAUUGGAUCAAUUAUCAGAAACGGAGUUAGAAGAUGUCAAUAUUAAUUUAAAUCAAGUUACAUUAUCUUUCGAUCAAGCUUACGAAUCACUCAAGAUAAAUUUUUAUAAUAACAAAUCACAAUCAUUAUCAGAAUCUCAACAAUCCAAAUUUAUAAAUUAUCUAGAUGAGGAAUUACUCAAAGUUCAACGAAAUUUUAUAAAACAACAAAGUGGGGAAUCAACCAACUCCCUUAUUGACUUAAUUUCAGACUUGAAUCCAAUUUUAGAGCUUUUAUUUGUUUCUAUAUCUCCAAAUGCAAAUUUAUUUGCACAGGUGAGUUAUUAUAUUAAGAUACUUGGUGAUUUUGAAGAUUUUAUCAAUCAUUAUAAUGUAUUAUUCGAGUAUAAUAAUAUAUCUCAAAUUGCGGAAUUUUUCAAAUUUAUUCAAAAUUUAGAUUUACUGAUUUGUUUAUUGAUUGAUGGGUAUGAGAAUAUUAAUAACCAUAAGGUGCAGAAGUUUAAUAUGACUGAAUUGACCAGAUUAUUUCCUAUUGUGUCUCGAAUAAGAAUUUUAAUAAUUGAGAAAGUUGAUAAUCAAAGAAGAAGAAAUCGAAAACCUAAUGAGAUGAUUGAUAAUUUAUUAGAACUAGAAAUUAGUAGAAUAUUUGAAGGUAUUUUAACACGAGAUGUCAAUUAA